This is a messenger RNA of Tribolium castaneum (red flour beetle), 4527 nucleotides long. Its product is annotated as max dimerization protein 1. NCBI's taxonomy places the organism in Eukaryota, Metazoa, Arthropoda, Insecta, Coleoptera, Tenebrionidae. Gene Ontology annotation, biological process: regulation of transcription by RNA polymerase II. The transcript is spliced from 6 exons. The coding region runs from base 158 to 808 and encodes 216 amino acids. The record is from RefSeq and is a predicted model, not a curated record. Gene Ontology annotation, molecular function: RNA polymerase II cis-regulatory region sequence-specific DNA binding; DNA-binding transcription factor activity, RNA polymerase II-specific; protein dimerization activity.
UGAACGCACUGCGCAUUCAGUGCCAACUACGACGAGCCCGCCACACGAUACAUCGAUACGAUAAAUCGGCAGUCAGUGUGUUCCGAGUGUGUGUGGGGAACGUGUUUUCGUUGCGGGACGGUCCUUUGUCUAGUAUUCCAUCAAAUUUCUCAUUAAUAUGAGCGCCCUCAAUGUCCUACUACAAGCAGCAGAAUAUAUAGAACGACGAGAGAGAGAAGCUGAACAUGGUUACGCCUCAACCGCGCGAAUUCCCGAUGAUCUCAGAAGUGCUUCAAAAAGGCCAAAGAAUAAAAAAUCUCAGGGCAAUAGGACAUCUCACAACGAACUGGAAAAAAAUAGGCGCGCACAUCUGCGAAACUGCUUAGAGAUACUUAAGGAAAUAGUACCGCUGGGUCCCGAAGCAUCUAGACACACAACACUAGGACUUUUAACGAAGGCUAAAAGGUUUAUUAAGAAUCUUGAAGACAAAGAACGUAAACACACAACGCACAAAGAACAGUUGAAUCGGGAACAGAGAUUUCUUAGGCGACGACUGGAACAGCUGUCUCAGAGUUAUGCGUUGUCAAAAAGACGCUCCCUGUCGGAGUGUUCAUCAUCAACGGUUUCCAGUAACCAUUCUACGGCAUCACUUUCGUCGGCGCCAUCACCUAUUUCCGAAUCGGACGAAGUGGACGUCAUCGGUUACACGAGCACCCAGAGUGACACCGACGACCACUCCAGCGUGCAGUCGACGUCCAGCGACAGCGGAGUGGCAAUGUCCACUAGCCGCCUUACGUUAUCGGAAAUGGACGUCAUGGACGUGCUGUAGACCGACGGACGGACCCCAAGCCCAGGCCGGGCCGCAGACGCAGACGCGCCUCCACCCAGUAUAUUAUUAUUUAAAUGCAGCCGCCUUGAAGAUGGCACCCGCGCGACGUGUCUGCCCUAGUCAACGAACACAUCUCUGUCUGUCUUGUCUGUCUGUCUGUCUCUAAGCCACCUCCAAAUUAUCAUCGUAUUCACAAUAUAAAUUAUUAUUUAUGUACAUUGUAAAUAUUUUAAAUCUAAAUCAGAGUAUGAAUAGUGUUAUUAUUAUACCGAGGCGACCUGACUGCCUGCGGGCCGCGCGCGCAUUUUCUUAUACCUCGUUCGUUCGACCCUUUUACACAUACUUAACCCACCCUUACUUAGUUAGUAACCAUUAACCCCUCAAGGCCAAGGAGGCCCACCGACGACCACAAGCAAAAAACACUUCUUUUUCCACUCCGUUCACUUUCGUAAUUUUAAACAAAAUCGCAUCACUUAUUUAAGAUUUUGACACGAAAUUAUAAAAUAAUAUAAAAAUAAGUUGUUAUGUUCCAGUGUCAGAUUGUUUGUUAAAUUCUUUAAAUUGAAAUCCGACCAUAAUUUCAAAAUGGUCUUUAUUAGUAGUUAUACUAACAGUUGUUGGGCGCUUGACUUCUAAAUUCGUUGAUUUUAGGACUAGUAGGUUAGGAAACGAAACUAAAUUCAAAAUCAUCAAAAGAAUUUUAAAUCGUUAGUCUGAAAACUUGAUAAUAGAAUAACUGCGCUCUCUGGCGAUAUUAACGGGGACGUUUUGUAGUUACGUCGUUUCGCCUCCUAACCUAUAGUAAUCCGUAGUCCCAACAUUACAAAAGUGAACGUCCACUACCCGAGAAUUGUAUUUUGUGUGCGGUCGUCUGCAGUGAAUUAAUUUAUCGGUAAUGGGUUGUUAUAUAGAUGAGCUCGGCCAGUUUGGGGCUCUAGAGAAGUCUGCAGCGCUCGCGUGCCCAUGCGUGCUCUCAGAGCACACUAAAUCAACUCCCCGGGGAGUAAAAACUUUAAUUAUAAUUUGUAAAAAGAACAAAUACUGUACAGUGUGUUUAAGAAAAAAAACAAACAAAACGGCGUGGACGGCGGGCCAUCCACACGUCAGAUCUCACGCCCGCCGUCGUCACUCCACUCACCAUCGGUUAGCAUUCAAAGAGUACAAAUUCUUUAUACGCUUCCGGCUUUGCUCCGGAGGCCUUAUAUUUUAUAAGCCGUGGACAGGUCGGGUGUCGGCCGCGACCCGUCUUCGCAAGAACUGAGCCUCUUUUCAUUAGGCGUGAAUGAGUUAAUAGGUGCGUGUUUGAGAGAUUGACAGGUGAUUGCACGGUGUUGUUAUACAAUAGUCCAGGAGGUGGUAGUUGUUCGCAAAAUUAAAGGCGAAAAAUUCACCACGUCUUGGAGGAAAUACAAUGUAAGCGACGAGGUGGAGUCCUCCAUGACUAUUAAUUAUACAGGCUGUCCCAGCGAGUUCAAAAAGACCACAGUUGGUCUUUGAAUAUCUGAAAAGUUAUUAUUUUUUCUUUAGCCCUACAUGCUAAGUCUCUGCAUCAUCUAAAAUUAUUUUUAUUCUUACAGGGGAAUUAGGUACAAUACAGUUUUUUUCUAAUUAUUAUUCUAGAGGAAAGUUCAAACUUUAAGGAUAUAAUUUUUUUAAUUAAGAAGUUUUUUGCAAGUUGAAUAACUUAAAAUUUUUGAAUGGAACACCCUAUUUUUUAUUUUCGUUUCUUAAGACUUAAAUUGUCUCUCUAGAACAUUAACAGCUAACUCUCUCAAAGUUUCUGCUAAAUAUUAAAAUUUUGUCAAUAUAAAAAGUCCAAAGAGUCACAAAACUAUAUCGAAAAAAGUAAAAAAGACAUUUUCAGACAAAUAGAACCAGUUACUUUAAAAUAAAGGCAAUUCAAAAAGCCAAAUUGAACUCAAAAAAAAACCUAAUAGGCAAAUAAACCCAAAAAUGUAAAAAUAUUUAGAACCUACACUUGUGAUGUUUUAUUUCGACUAAAAUUUUGGUGAAACUUAACAAAAAUAUGUGUCAGUUUAAAACACGAAAUUAUGUCAAAAAUGGGUCAAAAACACAUGAAAACAUCUCGAAAAUUAUUUUGGUGAUAUUUGAAACGCCUUUAAAAUUAUUUCAUAAAAUUGCGUCAAAAAUAAGCCACAAAUUCAGAAGUUUUCUUUCGGAAAAACUGGUUUUAGCAUGUUUUUCAAUUAGAAACGUAAUUAAUUUCAUCAUUAUCAGCUCAAAAAUGCUGUUAUUUUUCUUUUUUCUCACGUUUAAACGUAUUUUUUAUUUUAAAAAGCCGUUUUUUUUUGUGAAAAAUCACCAAAUUUUCGGGUGUUUGAUGGUUUGAGCCAAAAAAUCACCAAAAUUUGGCGAAAACGAUGUAGUUUUGUCCUUUCUCAAGCAUUUCACUUGGUUUUGAGCUAAAAACUUUCAGUUUCAUCGGGAAAAAUAUACCAAAAAUUGACAAAAAAUAUAUUACUUUUAACUUUUGCAAACCUUUUAACACGUCAUUUAAGUAAUAAAGCAAUUCACGAAAAAAAAACUUGUCAAAUGUACAACUAUGUAUUUAGAUAAACAAUUUAAUAAUAAUCUCUGAGAAGCAAAAACAAAAAAUAGUAAUAACUUUUUCAACUUUUAAAAAACAUUUUAGUAGUAGUUUUAUUAGUAUGUCCCUCCCUAACUACAAUUUGGUACAGAUUUAAGUUUGAACUUUCCCCUGUAAAUGGGUAAAGACCUGCUUUUCUAGGAUUCCUAGUUUUUGUUUAAUAUUUUUAAGCGUGUUUUACUCAAAAAAUGUAAAUUUAAAAAAAGAUAAGUUGGUGUUGUAGCUCAAUUCUGAAACACUGUAUAUUUGGAAAUAAUGUUAGGUCAUGCAGAGGUGUUAGUAUAUACGGCUUUCGUAAAAAAAUAUAAAUUUUUCAAUUAUUUAAAGGUCAAUUGGACUUUUUCAAGUCGUUGGGAGAGGCUGUAUUCACUUAUUUUUGUAACGUACUCGAGUUUUGAGAUAGUCUGUCCGAACUGUCGCGGCCGGCGACCGCGGCGCCAUCUCGUCGCACAUUUUCUAUAAAUGUCCGCUUCUCUUAGCCAACAGUUUGCAAAUCUAUAGGAUUCUUUCAAUGUCUGUUUACUUAUACAUCAAAAUGCUUUUUUGCAAAACGUAAUAAAUAUGAAUGUAUAUUACUGAUCACUUGUGUUAUAUCUGACUGACGUGGUGGCAGCAAUAUGAAUUGAUACAGUGUUGAAUAUUGCCACAUCCGAGUCGAUGAUACUGAAUGUCUAUACGUGUCUCUUAGAUAAGUUAGGGUGUAGGUAAUUCCCACCUUCAAGACAUCUUGCUGCUUUAUGUUUAGGACAGUCGCUUCCCUCCUACGGUAACGGUUCGCCACCCUGGAAAAUGCUCUCCCUUGUACCUGUCGGCACAAAUACGAUAUUUACCAUAACAGAUUGUCGAAUAACUGAUUGCCGUGGAUAUUUUUCAAAUGCACAAUCAUUUAGAACCAUUCCAUUUUGUGCCCAAUCCAUUUGAAAGGUGUACCGACUCGUUACCAAAACCUAGUUAUUAGAUCAGCACUCCUGUCACCUGCAUCAACUCUUCAUUGGCUGUAUGAGAUAAUUAAUUGUACAUAAAUACUUGUAACUAUUCAUAUUGCAUUGUUCUUAUGUUUUAUCAUUUUUUUUUUUUCAAUUCUAUACAAAUAAAAAUUUGUGUACUAUUA